AUGUCACAGGAACCCAUACCCCCGUCCCAGACGUCCUUGACCGAAAUACCGCUCUCUGAAACCCGCGAACCGCAAGAUCCUAUGGGCUCCGCACCACCACGGAAAAAACGUAAACAAAGACAGCAAUUCAGUUGUGCAGAGUGUCGAAGGUUAAAGCUCAAGUGCGAUCGACAAGUUCCGUGUGCCAACUGCGUCAGAAGGUCUUGUGGGCAUCUGUGUCCAGAGAGAGAAAGAACCCAAGGCAACAAGGGAUCAGAUGGUCUUUUGUCGCGAUUAGAAACUCUUGAGGGUGUCUUGCAGCAGCAUGGGAUACCGGUACCUACAUCUGAACAGUCCUCUUCUCAAAAUCGCUCUCCAUCUCCGGCUGGCACGUCGUUGUCACGAGCCAACCCGACUCCUCGACCAGUGCCGUCUUCGGAACAAAAUCUUACGACUGAAGUCUCCAAUCGCAGCCCAGACUCACCAAGCGGAACUGGAGCGGCUCUUUCGCAAUUAGCUGAUGCUGCUGUUCAGAUGGACGAAGAAACAUCUCCCGGUCUAGGGAGCUGGACAGCCCCUGUGCAGGCUCCUCCGCAUACGCAUCACGUGCAAUUUGAUUUCAGCACCCCGUCUACAAAGUCAUUGGGGUCUGACCGGACACUGGGACUAUCAGGACGUCCGCCGUCUCCCGGAAAUCACAGUUACGGUACUCUGGUACUCAGUCAGGGUGGCAGGUCCAAAUACCUGGGACCCACGGCAGCAAGCGAAUGGCUCAAGGACCAAGAGUGCAUUGAACCUCUCGAAUCACCUUCCGCAUCCCGUAUGCCCUCGCCUGACCGCCAGGAGGCAUACAGCAUAUCAUCACAAGACGCACCCAUUCAACCAUCAUUCCCGUUUCGAAGCCACCAUCAAUCGAUCGCCAAUCUGCUUGCGAGAUUGCCGACGAUUGAAGAGGGUUCGAUGCUAGUAGACUGCUAUUACCGGUAUUUUGCGUGGCAUUACGACGUUGCGCCUAAAGCAACAUUUCAACCCAUCUUCAACAGGGCGUACCAAAGACCGGCUGGAGGAUCUCGCCACGUGGUGGCUCAAGAGCUCGCCCUCGUGUAUGCAAUUUUAGCUAUGGGUGCUCUGCAUAAUCUGGAAUUUCGACCGAAUGAUCCUUGCGGAGAAACUUAUUACUCUCCACGUUAUGGCACAUUACUUUCUGGAGACUGA
Molecule: messenger RNA, 1194 nt
Organism: Kwoniella shivajii
Lineage: Eukaryota; Fungi; Basidiomycota; Tremellomycetes; Tremellales; Cryptococcaceae
Exons: 9
Coding region: 1-1194 (397 amino acids)
Biological process (GO): regulation of DNA-templated transcription
Molecular function (GO): DNA-binding transcription factor activity, RNA polymerase II-specific; zinc ion binding
Source: RefSeq, a predicted model, not a curated record